Molecule: messenger RNA, 1453 nt
Organism: Pterocles gutturalis (yellow-throated sandgrouse)
Lineage: Eukaryota; Metazoa; Chordata; Aves; Pterocliformes; Pteroclidae
Gene: PHF14
Product: PHD finger protein 14
Exons: 11
Biological process (GO): regulation of transcription by RNA polymerase II
Source: RefSeq, a predicted model, not a curated record
GUGGGUCCAUAUUGUUUGUGCCCUCUAUGUUCCAGGAGUGGCAUUUGGAGAUAUUGACAAACUGCGGCCAGUAACGCUUACAGAAAUGAAUUAUUCAAAGUACGGUGCCAAGGAAUGCAGUUUUUGCGAAGAUCCUCGUUUUGCCAGAACUGGUGUGUGCAUUAGCUGUGAUGCUGGGAUGUGCAGAGCUUAUUUCCAUGUGACCUGCGCUCAGAAGGAAGGCCUCCUCUCAGAAGCAGCAGCAGAAGAGGAUAUAGCUGACCCUUUUUUUGCUUAUUGUAAACAGCAUGCGGACAGGUUAGACAGAAAAUGGAAGCGGAAGAACUACUUGGCAUUACAAUCUUACUGUAAAAUGUCCUUACAGGAAAGAGAGAAACAGCUCUCACCAGAAGCUCAGGCUCGAAUCAAUGCCAGGCUGCAACAGUAUCGUGCCAAGGCAGAGCUGGCCCGCACCACCAGGCCUCAGGCUUGGGUUCCCAGGGAGAAGCUACCACGACCACUUACCAGCAGUGCUUCAGCCAUACGUAAGCUCAUGCGCAAAGCUGAGUUAAUGGGAAUUAGUACAGACAUUUUUCCAGUGGAUACUUCAGAUACUAGUUCCAGUGUUGAUGGAAGAAGAAAACAUAAACAACCAGCUCUCACUGCUGAUUUUGUGAAUUAUUACCUUGAGAGAAAUAUGCGCAUGAUUCAAAUCCAGGAGAAUAUGGCUGAACAGAAGAAUAUCAAAGAUAAAUUAGAAAAUGAACAAGAAAAACUUCACGUGGAGUAUAAUAAGCUGUGUGAGUCCUUGGAAGAGCUACAAAAUAUGAAUGGAAAACUGCGAAAUGAAGGGCAAGGCAUUUGGGCUCUGCUGGGUAGAAUAAUUGGACAGAAAUUGAACAUACCAGCAAUUUUACGUGCUCCUAAGGAAAGGAAACCAAGUAAAAAGGAAGGAGGAACGCAAAAGACAUCUACGCUUCCGGCCGUACUUUUUAGUUGUGGAAUUUGCAAGAAGAACCAUGAUCAGCACCUACUGCUACUGUGUGACACUUGUAAACUCCAUUAUCAUCUUGGUUGCCUGGAUCCGCCUCUUACAAGGAUGCCAAGGAAGACCAAGAACAGUUACUGGCAAUGCUCAGAGUGUGACCAGGCAGGUAGCAGUGACAUGGAGGCUGAUAUUGCCAUGGAAACCUUACCAGAUGGGACCAAACGAUCAAGAAGGCAGAUUAAGGAACCAGUAAAAUUUGUUCCUCAGGAUGUGCCACCAGAACCGAAGAAAAUUCCAAUCAGAAACACGAGAACUAGAGGACGAAAACGAAGCUUUGUGCCUGAAGAAGAAAAACCUGAGGAACGGAUUCCCAGAGAAAGAAGACAACGGCAAUCUGUUCUACAAAAGAAGCCCAAGUCAGAGGAUUUAAGGACUGAAUGUGCUACCUGCAAAGGGACUGGAGACAAUGAAAAUCUAGUCAGGUAG